AUGUCUACCGUCGCAGACGGGCCUCCUCACGUGGAGUUUCGGCUGCCCAAAUCAAUACAGCCAGCCUCGUACAAACCAACACCUCUGCGCAUCAUCAAGCGGCGGCACGACAACGCAAACUGCUCUGGCGUUACAGACGAGAAUGCUCCUCCGAACGAUGGGGUAGGCCCAAUGCUCAACGCUCUGGGAUUCAUUGGUGAAGAUUUCGGGCUGAACGUUGCCAAGCGCCAUAGCAGACGCAUAACGCCGACCGCAUCGCCUAACAACGCCCUGUUGGGCUACGGCGAGGGGUCUCAGCCUGAGUCCUGGACGAGCCCACUGGAGCCUGCUCGACCUCCAGCAGUGCCAUGGGGUGAAGCACUAGGGCGAUGUCGAGACUUGCUGUCCAAGUCAACACCGCCGGCCAAGAACGCUCGGCGCCGCUGGCCUCUAGGACGAACUCGUCCGAGUUUGGGGCCAUCUAGAUGCCGAACGCCGUCAUCCGGGUCAUCCCUUCGAUCCGACUACGUAUCCGACACUCGCUCGUUCUCGCGGACCUCCACCAUCGGAAGCGCUAGGCGGAAGCUGGCCCUGUGUGCGUUUGGCGACGAAGGCGAGAGCGCGGAUCCGGUGGCAAGCCCAACUCCCCCAGCUUCCCCGCUGUUGCUGAAUGGCAACGUGCAUGCGCAGCCUCUUGUCCUGUCACCAUGCAUCUCAGUGAGAUCCGAAUCCGUGGAGCUAAAGAAUGGCCAGCAGUGGCUUUGGGCAGCAAUCGAGGUGUCGGCAAGGCUCUCGAGCAUUCCGUCGUCGCGAGCUCCUUCAACCGCCAGCGCGCUGAAGGAGGCGACAGGAACAUUUAUAGAUCAUCAGCUAGAUCGCUAUUUUGAGUUUAGGUGUCUAUACGAUCUCACUGUUGAAGUGUUGCCGACCCCUGGCACCGCCAUCGUGCAGCUUCUCGAGGAGCAAGCUUUCCCUACGCAGGUUCCCUGCUCGUGGAGACUGUCCGUUCCGAGUUUGCUGACAAUGAGAUGCAGAACGAUUUACGCUGGGUCCAGCGUGUUCUUACUGGCCCAGAUCUGCAUCGAGUCGGAAAAGAUUGGAGGACGCGGUCGCAAUGGGCAUGCAAGGCAGAAAUCUGACGAGCUGAUUGAGGAUCUCGAGCUGCAACUAGGAAGCUCGGUUGUGGGAUACAUGCAGGUCCGCGUCUCGUACUCCCACUCCGCGUUCCCCGAGCACAAGACGAUGCGGCCGGGGACGGAAGGGGUGUCUAGCUUGCGAAGCAGGCUGGAGACGACAGCCACGGCCACGCUGAAGAGGCGCAAUAACCUGUCACUGUGGUCGGCGCGCUCGCGGUCAUCCUGCGGCAGCCUUCUUGACAUUGUUCGACUUCACUAG
Messenger RNA from Purpureocillium takamizusanense, 1374 nucleotides. RefSeq lists its product as uncharacterized. The coding region runs from base 1 to 1374 and encodes 457 amino acids. Lineage: Eukaryota; Fungi; Ascomycota; Sordariomycetes; Hypocreales; Ophiocordycipitaceae. The transcript is spliced from 2 exons. The record is from RefSeq and is a predicted model, not a curated record.